This is a messenger RNA of Alternaria incomplexa, 1722 nucleotides long. RefSeq lists its product as uncharacterized. The transcript has a single exon. Bases 1 to 1722 code for a protein of 573 amino acids. Gene Ontology annotation, biological process: transmembrane transport. The record is from RefSeq and is a predicted model, not a curated record. Gene Ontology annotation, cellular component: membrane. Gene Ontology annotation, molecular function: myo-inositol:proton symporter activity. NCBI's taxonomy places the organism in Eukaryota, Fungi, Ascomycota, Dothideomycetes, Pleosporales, Pleosporaceae.
AUGGACGAGAAGGACACCAAGAUGGUCGAGGAGACCUCGUCGCCGCAGCACACUCUGCAAACCGAAAAAGCCGACAAGAUCCAGGUCGCACCUACACCGGACUACUCCGCACCCAAGGCAAAGACAGAACAACUCGAGGAUGCGAGAGGAUGGGAAUCCGAGAACCUGAUCCAGGAUCUUGAGAAGGAGUUGGAGCAGGCCAACUACAAGAAGGGCUUCUUCGACAUCGAGUUCAAGAACCCAAAGCAUUUCACAUGGAUGAUUGUCGCGUUCGCAUCCAUGGGUGGUCUGCUAUCUGGCCUGGAUCAGUCGCUCAUCUCUGGUGCUAACCUCACACUGCCCGACGACCUUCAUCUUACUGCCCAGCAAAACUCGCUCGUCAAUUCUGGUAUGCCGCUCGGAGCCGUCGCUGGUGCCUUCCUCAUCUCGCCAUGCAACGAAUACUUUGGUCGCCGCUGGGCCAUCAUCAUCUCGUGUAUUCUCUACACCAUCGGCGGUGCGCUCGAAGCCGGAUCCAUGAACUACGGCAUGAUCGUCGCCGCCCGUGUCAUCCUCGGUGCUGGUGUCGGUCUCGAAGGUGGUACCGUACCCGUCUACGUCGCUGAGACUGUCGAGAGCAGACUCCGUGGUAACCUCGUCUCCCUCUACCAGUUCAACAUCGCCCUCGGAGAAGUUCUUGGCUACGCCGUCGCCGCUAUGUUCAUUACUGUGCCUGGUAACUGGCGUUACAUCCUCGGAAGCUCCCUCGUCUUCUCCACUAUCAUGGGUGUCGGUAUCCUCUUCAUGCCCGAAUCUCCCCGUUACCUUAUGCACAAGGGCAAGCCUCUGGAGGCCUUUAAGGUCUGGAAGCGCAUUCGCGGCACUGCUACUCAUGAGGCACGCGAGGAGUUCUUCGUCAUGAAGGUCAGCACUGAGAUGGAAGAGGCUGAGGUCGCUGCCGGACGCACCAACCGCUUCCCAUGGAUGGACUUCUUCACAAAGCCGCGUGCUCGCCGCGCCAUCAUCUACGCCAACAUCAUGAUCUUCCUCGGCCAGUUCACCGGUAUCAAUGCCAUCAUGUACUACAUGUCCGUCCUGAUGCACCAAGUCGGCUUCGACACCGUAACCGCCAACUACAUGUCUCUUGUCGGAGGCGGUUCCCUCCUCCUCGGUACCAUCCCCGCCAUUUUCCUCAUGGAGACCUGCGGUCGUCGCUUCUGGGCCAUUGCCAUGUUGCCUGGUUUCCUGGUCGGUCUCGUCCUUGUCGGUAUCUCAUACCACAUGGAUUCUCUGAGCGCUACUCUCGGCACCUACUUCACCGGUCUCAUUCUCUACGAGCUGUUCUUCGGUUCCUACGCCGCAUUGACCUGGGUCAUUCCCUCCGAGGUCUACCCCACCUACCUCCGUUCCUACGGUAUGACCACCUCCACCGGAUGGCUCUUCCUGUCCUCCUUCAUCGUCACCUACAACUUCACCGGCAUGCAGAACACCUUCACCAAGACUGGUCUUGCGCUGGGUUUCUACGGCGGCAUCGCCGUGCUGGGCUGGUUCUACCAGAUCUUCUUCAUGCCUGAGACGAAGGAUCUCACGCUUGAGGAGAUUGACCAGUUGUUCCAGAAGCCUACACGCCAGCUUGUUGCUGAGAAUGCGAAGAGCUCGUGGCAGGUUACAAAGGACUUGUGCCACUUUAGGUUCAAGAAGGUCUUCAUUGAUAACAACAGGAGGCGCGGACGCGAGGAGUAG